Molecule: messenger RNA, 2494 nt
Organism: Strongylocentrotus purpuratus (purple sea urchin)
Lineage: Eukaryota; Metazoa; Echinodermata; Echinoidea; Camarodonta; Strongylocentrotidae
Product: receptor-type tyrosine-protein phosphatase S-like
Exons: 10
Coding region: 11-1696 (561 amino acids)
Biological process (GO): cell-cell adhesion
Molecular function (GO): protein binding
Source: RefSeq, a predicted model, not a curated record
CAUCUGAAUCAUGGAGCAGUGGAAAAUAGAUUGUGUUGCAGUGGUGGUGCUGGCCACGGUUCUCGUUCUCACCAUUGGACAGUCUGCUGCAUCACCACCGGUCAUCACACUUGGUCUGACAGACGAGAGUGGUAUAGAUGAAGGCGCUGCAACGUUCUACUGCAAGGCGACGGGUGACCCAGCCCCAACUUUUGAAUGGUACGGGAACAAGAAGAGGGUGCGCGGUCUGCGUUAUCAGAUCGUCGAGACGGAGGGAGGGUCAGUGCUGAGGAUAACGCCCCUUCGGCUUGAUCGAGACAACGACCUGGCGGUGGUGUGUGAAGCAAGCAAUGACGAUGGGACAGCCACAACACAGGCCAGGCUUACUGUCACUCAAGCUGACAGUCUUCCAGCGGGCUAUCCCGAGACGUCCAACCCGAGACGCUACAUGGUGGUGGAGAACAACCAACCGGCGACCAUCUACUGUGGAGCCACCGGCAACCCUGAGCCUGAGAUCCUGUGGUUCAAGGAAUUUGUACCCAUCGAAACUAAUGACAGGAUCUCCAUAACGGAUUCGGGCCUUCAGUUUUCCAGAGUUCUGCUGUCUGACCAGGGUCGCUAUGAGUGUGCCGCGAAGAACUCUCUGGGAACACGCUACUCUGCGGAGGCUCAAGUCUAUGUCAAAGAUCGUCGAGUGGAGCCUCGCUUUACCAUCCUGCCUGUGAACCAGGAGGUGGUACCAGGAGGCAGCGUCAACCUGACCUGUGCUGCCUACGGCUCCCCGAUGCCUAGGGUACGGUGGAUGAAAGCAGAUAUGGACCUGGACGACAUGGACGGUCUCCCAAUCGGGCGCAACGUCCUGCAGCUGAGGGACAUCUACGAGUCAGGCAACUACACCUGUGUAGCAACCAGCUUGCUGGGGACCAUAGAAACCUUAGCUAGAGUCACUGUGAGAACACGCCCCAGCGUACCAAACUCACCCGUGGUGACAGGCUACACCUCCUCCUCCCUGACCGUGGAGUGGAGCACCCUGCCCAGUGACACGGUCACCUCCCAUGUCCUGGAGUACAAGCCCAGCCGAUCAGGCGGCUCCUUCACCGAAGUGGAGAUACCUUCCGAGCAAGGCACUUUCUUCACCAUAGAAGGCCUUCUGCCGUAUACAGAGUACGCCGUACGCCUCCUCGCAGUCAACACCAUCGGGAGGAGCAACCCGAGCGCUGAAGCCACUGCCAUGACAGGAGAAGAUGUUGUUGGACCGGCGCUCUAUUUUGUUGACUGUAGCGGAACCAACCCAUGUCUGAACGGAGGUACAUGUGAAAGCGAAUCAUGUACAUGUGCUCCAGGAUUUAGUGGAGAUUUGUGUGAUUCAGUAGUUUGUCCAGUGGUUACAGCUACUGCUCCGGAUGACCUCGAACAGAAGAUUUGUGAUUCUGACAACAUUUUCAUCGUCAAGAUGAGGCCAGAUGGACGAGCCAAGAUUCUGGAUGAUUUGACACAUUUAGACAACCCGUAUGCAGUUGAUCGUCCCAUCAUCGGAUUUAUCACGAAUGAUGUCUGUAACCUUGAACUGGCAGAGAAACGCUACAUGCUGUUCAUGGCUGGAGAAGCUGUGCCUGGCAAAAAAUUCACACUUGACCUCCCCGUUCUUGUAAUGUCCAUGACUGGUCACCUCAAGGUUCAGGUCAAAGAGAUCCGUCUCCUCUGCCCCGUUGCCUAAAGAGGUCCUAAUAGAUAACCUUGAGGGAUUACAGUACAUCUAGCUCACUCCACACCUAUCUAUGGCUGUAUUUUUAUUGUUUCAUUCACCAGUUGCUGUUUUACAUCUGGAGUUAAUGAAAAAGAACAUUAAGUAGCUCUAAGAUGUAACAUUUCUAUGGAGAAUUUGUGCUGCAAUACUAUCUAAAAACUACCAAAUAUUGAGUUAUUACGUAUGAAUAAAAUAACAUGAACUUCACAUAAUUUGACACAUGUCAAACUUUGCAUGUAAUUGUGGUAUGUUAAUCAUAAGUGAGGUUUUUUAUUGUAAGAGAAGACUUGGUUCUUAAUUCAACACUUGCAGGGCAUUGUUAGAAAUACAAGUGCCUUUCAGCUUUUCACUUGUACAGUAUAUUUUUAUAGGCACACAGUCUAAUGCAUUUUAAAAGGAAAUUCACCAAAUUUAUGAGCAAUUUAAUUAAUAAGAGUCUGUUUCACUACUUGUAAUUAUGUCUUUAAAUAUAUGGUAUCCAACUCACUUUUACCAAAAGCUAUGAUUAAUAUACAUACAUGUAUUUUACUCUCCUUUUUGUGAAGUCUCUGGCCCACUUUUUCUGCUCUCACCCCUUUACCUCUCCCUCUCUCUCUCUCUCCCCCUCUCUCCCCUCUCUUUCUCUCCCCUCUCUCUCCCUCUCCCCCUCUCUCUCUCCCCCUCUCUCUCUCACUGUAUCUUAUUGACGAUUGUAGAUAAUGUACAAUUAUGUGGGAGUGUGAUAGUCAUCAAAUUUUGCAAUAAAUGCCUGCAGGCUUUAUUUUGAAA